CACUUCCGGGUGCUGCGUCACUACGUAAACGCGCGGGUUCCGGAAGCUUGGAGAGCCCAGGUUCUGCUAGGAAAAGCCAAGCUUCCCAGAGAAUGUUUCAGGAACAGUUACUUGGAGCGGGGCGUUUCGCAGACUCCUAAGGAGGGCCAAAAAAAAGAAUGGAAAGAAAAGAUAGGAAAAGAAAGGAAAGGAGAGAGGGAGGAGAGAGAGAGAAGAAAGGAAGAAGUUCCAAAGACCUUCAGAGAAAGCAUGGCUUCCAGAGAUGAGAAUAUGAAGCGGACAAACAGAGUGCUAAGAAUAAGCCAGUUGGAUGCACUUGAACUAAACAAGGCCCUGGAGCAGCUCGUUUGGUCCCAGUUUACUCAGUGCUUUCAUGGAUUUAAGCCAGGGCUGUUAGCCCGCUUUGAACCAGAGGUGAAAGCAUUCUUGUGGCUUUUCUUGUGGAGAUUCACCAUCUACUCUAAAAAUGCCACCGUGGGACAGUCAGUUUUGAAUAUUCAGUACAAGAACGAUUUUUCCCCAAACCUGAGAUACCAGCCACCGAGCAAAAAUCAAAAGCUCUGGUAUGCCGUCUGUACAAUCGGUGGGAAGUGGUUAGAAGAGCGAUGCUACGAUUUGUUUCGAAACCGUCACGUAGCAUCCUUCAGGAAAGCCAAGCAGUGCGUGAAUCUCGUGGUUGGACUUUUGAAGCUGGGCAGGUUGAUUAACUUCUUGAUUUUCCUUCAAAGGGGCAAGUUCGCAACUUUGACCGAGCGUCUGCUGGGCAUCCGUUCUGUAUUUUGCAGGCCCCAAAAUGUCCGAGAAGUAGGCUUUGAGUAUAUGAAUAGAGAACUCCUCUGGCACAGCUUUGCCGAGUUUCUAAUUUUCCUCUUACCACUUGUCAACAUCCAGAAGUUGAAAGCCAAGCUCUCUUCGUGGUGUAUCCCUCUGACCGGAGCUCCAAGCAGUGACAGCACGCUGGCCACCAGCGGCAGACAGUGUUCUCUGUGUGGGGAGUGGCCCACCAUGCCUCACACCAUAGGCUGCGAGCAUGUUUUCUGUUACUACUGUGUGAAGAGUAGCUUCUUAUUUGAUGUGUCCUUUGCUUGUCCUAAGUGCGGCACAGAGGUCCACAGCCUGCAACCGCUGAAAUCAGGAAUCGAGAUGACAGAAGUGAAUGCCCUUUAGAAGCUAAAAUUGUUUCCUCUGAGGAGAGCUGUAUUUUGUCUAAAUCCUUAGCAUGAGUCAUCCUAAGCAUACUAUUUAGGUAUGUCUUACGAGGACAUGUGCUUCUCAGCCACUGCCCUCUGUUCCUUUCCAGGCACGACUAAAUUCUACUCACACUGGAAACCACAUGAUUCUAAAUAUAUGAUACAAAUGGUAACGUAUUAUUAUUUUUUUAAUCAUUGCAUUUAAUUUUUAAUGUCAAGAAUAAUGGAUAGUUUUUAUCAAAUGACCACUAAGAAUGCUCCUUCAUUCUACUACUUCCUGGAAAUAGGUUAGACUCUAAAAAUAAAAGAUUGUGAUGACUCUGAGAUGAGUGGGCAUUUAUUUUCAGAAAUGACUUCAUAACAUCAUAAAAUGACAAUAGUAAGACCUGUUGAUUUAAACUUUCAGAUCUGAUGUCUCAGUUGUAAUUUUAAGCUUUUCUCUGAAGCCAGCUUUUAAAGGAUUCAGUCAGCUUCAUUCUCAGGCCAAACGAUGGCCACCAGAAGCUCAAGACUUCCAUUUUACCAGCUUUCUGAUCCCACUGGCCUGAGAGCUUCUUGCCUAAUAGUUCUGGCAAAGUCCAGGAGCUCACCGUUAUUGGUCAGCCUGAGAUUAUGUGUACAUUCCUAAACCAGGAUGGAGAAAUACUGCUCCUGAUCGUUCAAAUUUGGGUGACGUACCCUCACGAACACCCCAUGAACCUAAAGCAGGACAGGAAGCAGUUCACCACCGGUGUUCUUAGGAGAAUGGUGGCCACCAGAAAGGGGGAAGCAGUAGAUCCCAACUAGAAUCUCCCUUUGCCUUCUAUAUCCCGGAGUCUAUUUUACCAGUGAUCUACUUUGAUAAGGACAUUAUAAGUAAAUGGUCAUCUUAGAUUGCAGAUUUGAAAGGAUGAAAUAAAGUUAACAAGAUUUU
This is a messenger RNA of Eubalaena glacialis (North Atlantic right whale), 2103 nucleotides long. RefSeq names its product peroxisomal biogenesis factor 2 (gene PEX2). Gene Ontology annotation, molecular function: zinc ion binding. Lineage: Eukaryota; Metazoa; Chordata; Mammalia; Artiodactyla; Balaenidae. Bases 250 to 1167 code for a protein of 305 amino acids. The transcript has 3 exons. Gene Ontology annotation, biological process: protein import into peroxisome matrix. The record is from RefSeq and is a predicted model, not a curated record. Gene Ontology annotation, cellular component: peroxisomal membrane.